Microthlaspi erraticum is the source of this 738-nucleotide messenger RNA. Lineage: Eukaryota; Viridiplantae; Streptophyta; Magnoliopsida; Brassicales; Brassicaceae. The record is from the annotation of a GenBank genome assembly.
AUGAGUUCAACUGGAGGAAGCGGAAGAAUAAGAUACAACCGAAGAUCAAAAUCGCCAGAAACUCAACCAGCAGUCCUCAGCAUCAGCCGUGGAAAGCUCAAUCUCACCGUGAAACAACAAGAAGCACUGAACAAGAAGAAGGAGCGGCGCAUGGUGAAAGCGAGAACCACCUUUUGCGUUCUGAUGGAUGUUGACCAGAUCACACGCGAAUUGAGGGUAACAAAUCCUGGAUUUGAUGUUGACACUUUGCAGCGUCGUGUUCAAGCUUUUCUCAAAAAGGCAGCUCCUAGUUCUAAGAUUCACAACGGAAAACUAGUUGGAGUUGGGAACAUGAGGAAAUUCUUCGCUGGUCAGAGAAGAUCUACUACUUGGGAGGGAGUGUAUGUUCAUGACACCUUUGCUAGAACACUCCAGUGCAAACACUGUGACCGGGUCUUUUGUCAAGCAUAUGACAAUAACCGAAAGACAGCUAUGUACGAGAGCCUCACAGAUGUUGCUGAUGCCUAUUUAGAGCACCUUAUUCUCAGCCAUGCAAGGAAGUAUCCCGACCACAAAUUAUUGAUUAUUGGAGGGGAUAGGGAUUUUGUUCGCUGCAUCGACAUUCUAGGCCUUGGUGGAGGAGAAGUUUACCUGGCAUUAUCAGACUCUUGCAGCUUGGACUUCAAGAAUGCUGUAGAGGCAAAACAUACGGUGCCAUUCAGUGUAAUUGUUGCCACGCCCCCAGCACCAAAAGCCUGA